AUGACAACAAUAAUUAAUUUCAAAGAACAAACUCAACUAUCACUUCAAGAUCGCCCAAAUGCAUUAAUGCAAUCGGGAUGUAAAAUGUAUACAUGGAAAUGCAAUGAUGCUCCGAUUAAAAAUUUUACAUCGAUCGAAUUCGUUAAUGAUUAUACGGCUUUUCUAUCCAUUAAAAUCAAACAACAUGCAGAUGAUGAAUGGCAUGUUUGCUUGAAACGGUAUCGAUUGAUGGAAUCACCACAUGGGGAACUUGGUAGUAAUAGUCAUAUUACACUCGGUCAAAAACAGUUGAUCUUUAUGCCACGUGCUAUCUAUCAAAUACGGUUUUUACUUCAACAGCCAUCAUCGAUUUGGAAAGAUUUUACUAUUGAUAACGUUAAAAUUCAUAACCAAACAAUACCGAUAAAAGAUCGUAAACCGUCAAUUGAACGUUUACUCGCGACUACAUUAAUUAACGAUGAUCAAAUGACAGAACCGGCAUUUGCUAAUAUACCAACAAUGAAUGAACUUUCCCAACAUCUACAAGCCAUGUGGACAAUAUGCGCUAAAAUGCAACAAUCAGAUUAUGGACCUGAACAUAUCAAACGAUUUGAUAUCGACGGUGAAUAUGAUUUACAAAUACUGUCUUAUACAUAA
Molecule: messenger RNA, 636 nt
Organism: Rotaria socialis
Lineage: Eukaryota; Metazoa; Rotifera; Eurotatoria; Philodinida; Philodinidae
Source: the annotation of a GenBank genome assembly